Messenger RNA from Cladocopium goreaui, 2890 nucleotides. Lineage: Eukaryota; Dinophyceae; Suessiales; Symbiodiniaceae. The record is from the annotation of a GenBank genome assembly.
UCGAACACAUGACAUGAUGGAGCCAUGGCCGGCAGACCCGAGUCCGGUCGCAAGGUUUGCGGCAAAUGCCGAGCGCGGUCUGUGGAGUCACAGCCACGGCGAGGAAGAAACGGUGCCACAAGCCGUGGCAGGGAGAGCCAAGGCUUUCACCAAGGCCCCCAAGGCCCUCAAGGCCCUCAAGGCCCUCGCCAUGUCCCACGACGCCCCGAGACGAAACCUGAGUGGCGACAUGAAGAUCCUGUGCCAUGGCAGCUGCAACAUAUGGCCAUCACCUGUGAAGAUGCAGUUAGGCGGAUUGAUGAACUCUGUGCUGUUACGCAGCACUUGUUGAAGGAGUUGGACGUGUAUGGAUGGGAAAUGGAUGAGAGACAUGAGAGGAAUAGCGCAGGCGCGGUCAAUGGCUACCAAAGUUACCAACUGAAAGAUGCGAGGGCUGCGAGGGGCUUUGCGCAAGCCGUUCCUGUGCUGCCGCAACGCGAGGCUGAAUUGGGAGAACCUCCCAGCACCAGUCACCGUUGUGUCCCAGAGCCCCAUCCGGAAGUCAACAUUGGCCAACUACACCCCUCACUGCCCUCACUACACCUUAGUUUGUCAUCGUAUUGUCCCCCACCUCUGGGGACUCGGAGUGUGAUGCUGCCCUGUGAUCGUUGCAUCGAUUUGGACGCGUUUUCCUCACAAUUUUCUCCUACGGCAGCGAAUGUGGGCCAAAGGCGGAGGAUAGCUGAGGAGUUGCAUUCUGGACGGCUCCAUCAACGGCUCGGUGCCAUCUACACUCGCAUGGCCGGAGACGAGACGGGCUUGACGUGGUCACGGGGGCGUCUGCGCGACUUCGUACGAUGUUGCUUUACAGAGCUGGGGGUGCAGAGCCCAACAGAACCUCAGAUCUAUGAAGUCUACAGCCACUUUGACCCGGAGCUUCGCUUGGGUUCCUUAACGCCUUUGGAAUCCGUUUGUUUAAGUGAAACGUUGCUGCGUGCCACGUUUCACGCAGAGCUGGCGGAAUCUGAAGCAGUGCCGACCUUGAGUGCUUCUGCUGCCGAUCAUCCCACCAAACUGGCUGAAAGAUGGGUGGCGGACUAUGUGCCGUUACCUGUGGAUGGCACUGUUAGCAUUGCAUAUUCCACAGGGGUUGUGAUACAAUUCUCUGAGUUCACACCUUUGCUUCAACCACUGGCAGUGGCAAAUGCAGAGCACAGAGAGAGAAUGCUGAAGACCAUUUCAAGCUGUCAGCUCUUGAAGAACGGUCUUCAAACUUUUCAGCAUUUCGAUUCUGGCUUUGGGUACCUUGCGUGGCCAAAUGAAAUCAUGCGCUUUGUCCUCGAGAUUUUUCACCAGGAGGGAUAUGUACCUGCCUCGCAACAGCACGUGGCACCGUUCUUUCAGAAGUUCGCACAGGGGAAAACCAAGCUGAACACCAGCGAGUGCCUAUGCCUCAUCGAUGCCGUUUGCCGUGCCAUACUUCACUGUGGCCUAGGUGGCCUAGGGCAUUCGGAUCGUUCUGAUGGCUUGGUCACCCCGGGCACCCUGGGCACCUUGGGCACCUUGGGCACUGUCUCAACCACGUGUUCGGAUGGCCAGGUGCCGCCUGAACAACGGCUCCAAACAUCCCAAGGCGCUGCAAAGCAGGCCGGGCCCUCGUCUGUCAUGGUCAGAGCUGACUUUCCUCAUCAAGGCUCGCUGCCUGAGGUUGCAGCCAUGACGAACGAGGUCAAUGAACUACUGGUGGCCAAAGAAGUUGACCGUGGUGACCUGCCCAAGGCCUAUGACUCCGAGCCCAAGGCUUUGAACACAGCAAGGGCCUGGCUGGAGAAUGCCAAAGAUCUUCCAGCCUUUGACCUCGGUGCCCUCGGUAGCCUUGAGGUAGAACUUCCUGGCGGCGGCCCGCAGCAGUUUGCCAGUAUGGCUCUCAGAGUCUACUGCGAACAUUUCGCUGGAAAGGAACGGCUCUACUACCGCAAGACUCACAAGGACGGCAAGGAGAGCGGGAAGAAGAGCGGCAAGGAGAGCGGCGACGGCAAGGAUGACAAGGACAGCAAUGAGGUGCUUGACUUCGUUCAGGCCGUGUUCCUAUCGGUGACGAAAAGCAGUCGAGUGGUGACCAUGGCCAUCAGUGCAGUCAGCCCUGUGGCCGAGCACAUCGACUUGAACGACUUGGGAUAUUUGGACAUCACGCAGUGCCUGUUGCUAGUGGAUGGCGUGUUGCGGUGGAUCCUCACUCACCGUAGUCAGGACACCGCCACCACUGCUACUACCUCAUCCCUGCCACUCUUUGGCACGUCAAUCUUCCUUCAACCGCGUGGAGAUCAAGUUGGAGCGGCAGUUGCAGGCCAAGAGGAGAAGACUGGCAGCGUACCAUCGCAGGCAGCGCAGGCAGCGCAAGCAGCUCAGGUCGCCAGACCUGUCGGCACCACAGAUGCCACUAUUCAGGUGUUUCGUGAAGCCUUUGCAGCGUGUGAUCAGGGCAACCAUGGAUAUUUGACUUGGUCAGAGGUCAAGCACUUCGUGGUGAUGGUUUUUCGAACAUUGGGCAGCGCUCCGCCAAGCGAGAGCGAUGUUUACAAGCUCUAUGCCCGCUUUGAUGAGGAGCACACUGCACGUUUGAGCUUGGCCCAGUGCAUUCGACUGGCAGAUGCGGCUGUUCAUGGCUUGGGGUCCCCACGGAGCGCGUAAUGCCAUAUCGAUCUGAAAGGAAAACAUGAGGGGCGAACCGACAGUGAUCGACUACAAAAAGUUAGCCCUAGGCAAGAUUUCGGGACGAAUUUCGAUGACAGAAAGGAUAGGUAAUGCGUGGUUUCAAUGGGUUUCGGCCACCUUCAUCAUAAUAUUUUGGCACCGUUUGAAUCUAUUUAAAAUUACAUUCGAUCAUCACGAGAACAUCCUGCUUUGUGAC